GACGUAUGCCUGGUUUGGAAGCCCCUUGUCCCAAAAUGUACCUGUGUGUCUUAUAAGUACAGAGGUGUGCCUGUCCGCUCUGAGUUCAUGCCACCGUCGAUCAUCUUACCGCCCUUUCCAUUGAACAGACAGGAAAGUCUACGAUGACUUCAAUCACCGCGCCCCUGCAGCAAAUCCACAUUGGGUUGAGCCCUCAUGGCUAUGAGCCUGUGGCGCAAUACGAGACCCAGAGUACCACCUACGCGGAAGAGCAUGACAAGCUAGAAGCCAGUCUCCUGGACAGAUGCCCUGCCCAUUUGUGGCCCCAUGACUCCUAUACAACGGCUUGUCCUCGACCAAUCCUGAUCAGCAAGCAUCACCAGCAGCAGUUACAAGACCUUCAAGAAGCAUUGACGUCUGCCAUCACUGACAUUGUUCAGCGAUGGUGGACUGACAGGGACGCGCGAUUCCCGGCGCGCAUGCCUCUAGAGGAGAGAGAAGAGGAGCUCCUACGGUGGUUAGAAGACCAAGUCUCGUGUGGAAAUCUGAAAAAGUUCACGGAGUGCUUGGGUUCAUGGAGGCCUGACUUUUUGGUCGAGGACAGUGAGGACGGCGCCAUUGUGGAGAAUUUCCGCAUCACCGAAAUCAACGCCCGCUUCUCAUUCAACGGGUUCAUGCACCAGGCCUACGGGCAGCAAGCUCUGGAUGAUGUAGGCGUGGGUGCCAACCUGGCCAAUGCAACAGAUUCAGAAAAGCUCCUUGAAGGUCUAUUCACUCUCUUUGAUCCGAGCAUGCCGUUGUUUCUUCUCAAGGGCGAGGAACGUGGGAUCGACAUCCACAUGUUCAUAGACGUCGUUCGACGUCGCCUGGGAGUCACGCCGAAGCUCAUAACCCCAACAGAGCUCAGAUUAAUCCCUGACCCUCAAAGUAAGAGCAAGUUCCGGCUGUUCGCUAUCGUCAAGAAUAAUGGUGGCCUGACUCCUCUCACUUCUGCCUUCAUGACUAGUGAGGGAGAAGUCGUGGAAGAGAUCCACCAAGUCGGUCUUGAGUUGCAUCAGCGUGAGUUGCUCGCAUUGGCCCCGGAGAUGCUGCGCCAGAUUAGUCUCCGCUGUUUCAACGACAUGCGUACUAUUCUAUUGGUCCACGACAAGCGCAUGCUCGGUAUUGUGAAGCAGGAACUUCAGUCACUGGUUACACGUGAAGUGCUCACCUUGGCACAGGCAGAGGCUCUUGACAGAGGAAUUGUGGACACGAUACUUCCUGCUUCACAAGAGCUACAGCAAUUCGUCAGAGACUCAAAGGACUGCCCCGAGUUGAAGAACAAGUACAUCUUGAAACCGAUUCGUGGCGGUAAAGGGGCUGGAAUUCUAUUCGGUGAUGAAUUAAGUACGGAUGAGUGGGUGCGUGCUUUGGAUGGUCUUCGAGUGCCUGGUGUGGUCUCUGCUACGACCUGCGUGGUGCAACGCCUCAUUGUACCGCGGUUGUACGAUGUUGUGUUGAAGGCGUCAGGGGAUAGGACGCGGUAUGCAAUUGUUGGCACAUAUCAUGUCGUCGGUGGAAAGCUUCUAGGCUUGGGUAUAUGGCGUAGUAGCGGCGGUCGAAUCUGCGCUGUCAGCACUGGGGGAUCUUGGUUUUGUUCAGUGAUACGCCAAGACUGAUAUAUUUACGGCCUUGACUCGAUGGGAUAUACUAUUGCAGCUCAAAUAUACAUAUCCGUGGU
Ilyonectria robusta is the source of this 1699-nucleotide messenger RNA. RefSeq lists its product as uncharacterized. The transcript has 3 exons. Lineage: Eukaryota; Fungi; Ascomycota; Sordariomycetes; Hypocreales; Nectriaceae. Bases 144 to 1637 code for a protein of 497 amino acids. The record is from RefSeq and is a predicted model, not a curated record.